UUGGCACGAGCAUUUUCCCGCCAUCUGCGAAAACCAUAUAUGCAUGAAAACAGCGCUUAUCACGGCAGUCCGCGCUCUACCGCCGGAACAACCGCGCUGUGCCUCAUGUAUCUAAAUAACGUUAUAAAGUUCACAUAAAGUGACAUUAAAUAAUGUGAUAUUACUGUAAGAAAACCCUGUGAUAUUGAUUUAAUUUUUAACCUUAUAAAAGUGAAUAUUCAGUCAUAAAAUGGCUAAGGAGGCAAACGACACCACGCCAUUUGUUUACAAUGGCACAACCACGCCCGUCAUCUCCAAAACCCCGUUACCUCAGAAGCCUAACAACAGCAAAGCUGGUAGAGGCAAAGCCCUUAGACAAAUCCUAGCGUCUUUAGUGGCCAAUUUGGGAACUAUCAAUACUGGCAUGGCAUUUGGGUUCUCCGCUACGGUGCUGCCGCAGUUAAAGAGCAAUGAAUCUAGUAUACAUAUCACAGAAACUGAAGCCAGUUGGAUUGCCAGUCUCAGCGCGGCCGGCACGCCCGUGGGCUGCCUGCUCAGCGGCUAUCUUAUGGAUGUGAUCGGCCGCCGCCUGACGCUCUUGAUCACCGAAGUGCCGCUGAUCCUCGGGUGGCUACUCAUCGCUUUUGCUUGCAAUAUCCCCAUGAUCUAUGUCGGCAGGCUGAUGAUAGGACUCGGGUCCGGGAUGGUGGGCGCUCCGGCCCGCGUUUACACUUGCGAAGUAUCGCAACCGCAUCUACGAGGCAUGCUGGGUGCAUUGGCAUCUGUCGGGGUAUCCACGGGUGUUUUAAUAUCGUACGUGAUCGGCAGCAUGACAGCAUGGAACAUCCUAGCCGGAGUGAGCGCCAUCGUCCCCAUGCUGUCACUCCUCGGCAUGCUGUUGCUGCCAGAAACGCCCAACUACCUGCUGUCCCAUGGCAAUCGAGACCGCGCCGAGAGCUCGCUAGUGAAGCUGCGUGGGUCCACCUGUGACAUCGACGAGGAGAUACAGAGGAUGAUCGCCUUCAAGGAGAAGAACCAUGUAGAACCGUUAUCGAGUGUGAAAGACUACAUCAAGGCGCUGCUGUCCCCGUCUGCGCUGAAGCCGUUUGCUAUCUUGGCCGUGUACUUCUUCAUCUACCAAUGGUGCGGCGUCAACACCAUCACCUUCUUCGCCGUUGAAGUCUUUAGGGCCUCAGGCGCAACCAAGGAGAACCAGUAUUGGUUGACAAUAGCUAUGGGCAUAGUGCGGCUCAUAUUCACGGUGGUCGGUUGCAUACUGUGCCGGCGCUGCGGACGGCGGCCGCUUACAUUCGUCUCAGCGGUGGGCUGUGGCUCGACGAUGAUCGUGCUGGCGGUCUACAUGUACUUCGUCGAGCAGUGGAAGCAGGCCGGCGUCGCGCCGAUGUACGCCUGGAUCCCCGUGGCGGCCAUCUUCAUAUUCAUGAUAUCCUGUACCCUGGGGUACCUCAUCGUGCCUUGGAUCAUGAUUGGCGAGGUGUAUCCCACGCAGGUUCGUGGCAUAGUGGGGGGCAUGACGACGACAGCUGCCCAUCUCUCUGUGUUCUCCGUUGUCAAGACAUUCCCUUUUCUCAAGGAUGCGCUCAACUAUUAUGGCGCCUUCGCCGUUUACGGUGCCAUGUCUAUUGGUGGCAUCGCUUUCUUCUACAUAUUCCUACCUGAAACGAAAGGCCGUACUCUUCAGGAAAUAGAAGACUACUUCUGCGGCAGAACUAAAACUCUCAAACAACCCAAUAAGACCGAGGGCGCGUUAUCAACGUAGUACAAAUUUUAUAUUUCAAAUUGCAUUUCGUGCGUUUCAGUCAGGCGUUUUGUAUGUUAUGUUCUCGAGGUAAGGAAACGUUUGGUAGACAUGAUCUUUUUCUAUGCAUUUGACAAACGAUUUAAAUGCUAAGAUAUUUAGCGCCAGGUAUCUUUCAGUUAAUGUAAAAAUCUAUCAAUAGUUGAAAUAUAUUAGAACUACCUACCUACAGCUACGGAACCGCCGAACCUCAGAAAACUACCAUUUUAUAAAUAGGUAUGAUCACGCUUUCUUUGUGAAGUACCUACAAUGUAAAGUAUAUUAUGUUACCUACGUCACUGACUCAGUAAAUAUUUUAAAUGAAUGCAUGUAUAAGUACGAAUGAAAAUUUCCUUCUAACUUUAACACAAAUGAAACAAAUGCCUUACAUACGUAAAGUACGUCUACUUAACCUUUAUAUUGUAGGUAAGGAUCGUGUAGAAAAUAAAGAGAUUUAAACUAAACAAGUAUUAUAAAAAAUAUUCCUACGUUUAAGUAGUCACUAGUCUACUGGUACACCUUGUAUAGAGUUAGCAAAAAUGUGCCAUUAAACAAAUAUUUUAUUAAGAUUUUGUUAUACUUACAGUUUGUAUUUGAUUUUAUAUUAACAUAUGUAGCUUUCCAUCAGAGAAGGGUCCUUAUGCGCCAUCUGCAAUAAGGACGUUUCUAUCAGAAUUUCUGUUGACAUUUCAGAUGAAAACGUCCUUAUUGCACUUGAAGCAUAAGGACUUUUCUGUGAUGGGCAGCAACAUAUAUUCCAAUGG
Cydia splendana is the source of this 2541-nucleotide messenger RNA. It is a transcript of the gene ST5, whose product is annotated as facilitated trehalose transporter Tret1-like. The transcript is spliced from 10 exons. NCBI's taxonomy places the organism in Eukaryota, Metazoa, Arthropoda, Insecta, Lepidoptera, Tortricidae. Gene Ontology annotation, molecular function: sugar transmembrane transporter activity. Gene Ontology annotation, biological process: carbohydrate transport; transmembrane transport. The record is from RefSeq and is a predicted model, not a curated record. Gene Ontology annotation, cellular component: membrane. Bases 230 to 1759 code for a protein of 509 amino acids.